CUCUUCCAGCUACUACCAUUCUUGCCCUCCAGCUACUUGCUUUCACUAUGGCUUUCAAGCCUAUGCCACUUCUCUUUGCCGUUUUGCUUCUCAUCACUUCUAGCAACGGAGAUAGCAACACUGCCCCUGGUGCUUUCCCUCAUGGUAAGAUAUCAAGCCCCCCACCACCACCAGUCAAUGCAUCCACUCCAUACCCACCCACCCAGGUCACCCUUCCUCCUCCUCCACCGCCACCUCCAGUCAAGCUACCACCAUCCCCAUCUCCGGCGGUCAAGCCUCCACCACCACCAGUCCCUACUCCCCCCGUUUCACCACCAAAGAACACAGCAGACUGCGUUCCCCUAUGCCAGGUGAGGUGCAAGUUGCAUUCGAGGCAGAAUGUAUGCCUAAGAGCAUGCGCUACUUGUUGUUUAAGAUGCAAAUGUGUUCCGCCAGGCCAAUAUGGGAACCUAGAGAAAUGUGGCAAAUGUUAUGCUAAUAUGACCACCCGCGGAGGCAGGCGCAAGUGCCCAUGAAUAUAGAGAUUGAAGCUCUAAGAUGGAUUAUAUAGGAACUGUUGCAUGACUUUGCAUAUGUGAACUGUAAUAGCUGACUAGCACCAGUUAUAAUUUUCAGAAGAGAUUUUGAUAAAUAAAUGCCCUACUUGACACAA
Messenger RNA from Nicotiana tabacum (common tobacco), 652 nucleotides. RefSeq lists its product as uncharacterized. Lineage: Eukaryota; Viridiplantae; Streptophyta; Magnoliopsida; Solanales; Solanaceae. The record is from RefSeq and is a predicted model, not a curated record.